CGACCUCAGCAGCAACAUUUUCUCAGGAUCGCUGCCUUUGGGCUACAGCCGCCUCUCCCAGCUUUCCACCCUGGGCCUGUCAUCCAACCUUCUCUCGGGGUCGAUCCCAGAGCCGCUUAUUGCUGCGCUAACCAACAAUCCCCACCUGUGA
Messenger RNA from Closterium sp. Naga37s-1, 151 nucleotides. The record is from the annotation of a GenBank genome assembly. NCBI's taxonomy places the organism in Eukaryota, Viridiplantae, Streptophyta, Zygnematophyceae, Desmidiales, Closteriaceae.